Molecule: messenger RNA, 7388 nt
Organism: Diorhabda sublineata
Lineage: Eukaryota; Metazoa; Arthropoda; Insecta; Coleoptera; Chrysomelidae
Exons: 5
Coding region: 401-1549 (382 amino acids)
Source: RefSeq, a predicted model, not a curated record
AGACAAGUUGGAAGCUCAACAUGUUGUUCCCCCACGUUUUCCCAAAAACAUUCAACAGCUUCGCAGCAACAGUCUAACACCAAUCACACCGAAAGAAAAAAAAUGUGAAAACGGAAAAUCUCGCUUAAAAAAAUUCCGUGCAAUAAUUCUAUUCCCGAAAAUGUAAACAUUAUAUUUAUGUUUAAUCUAUAAACACUUUUAGGACUAAAAAUAGUAUCUGUGAAUUUUCUGGACUCAGUGCCGUAUUGGAUACGAUGCGAGUAUGAGUCGGCCUAAUUUUGUGUAAACUUUUGUUUAAACUAAUUGAUAUGAACGUAAAAAAAAGUUAUCAGUCAUUAUCGGCAGUUUUUGGUUUACUUUUACGUUAUUUUGAUAUUAUGAUAGGAUUAUCUCGUACGUGAUGGACCAGGAGCCAAAUGGCUCUGAAGGAAGAAAUAUUACUGUUACUUCAACUCCACAGCCAGCUCCGACACUUCAUCCUUAUUAUCAAACAUACGAUGUCAUGACCGGAGUACGAAUAGCUGCAACUUUGGGCAGCUUUUUUGGCCUAAUGGCUAUUCUCAUGUUUUACAAAUCAAAAUCUAAGACUGAGAAAGCCAUGGAAGAUCCAGAUUUUACUGCUGCUGCUAUUGCUGAGGUUUUGAAAAAUGAAGAAGAAGAAGAGAGACAAUUACAAAUGGCUCUCGAAGCAACGGUCCAUCAUCAGUUAAACCCAAGAAGGAUAAGGAGAUCUUUAGAUACAGCUAGCAUGCCAUCGAAUUGGGACAGAUAUACUCCAAGAUUCGCAUCGUUUGCUGGUUGCAGUGGAAUGAUGGAUCCACCAACCAGUCCUCACUGCAAACUCCCAAUGUUCACUGAUGAUGAUCCCGAAGAGAUUGGGUCGUUGUAUGACGAAUUGUUUUAUAAUGACAAUCUUGACAUCCCAAGACGACCCAGCAAUAUCACCUGUUCAUCAUCAGGCAGUUCAUAUUUAGAACGUAGAGAUUCUUCUACAACUUUGGGACUUCCUCCAAUGCCUGCACACAAAUGCAAAUUGUCUCAAUGUCAAUUCUCCGAUGUCCCGGAGAUGUACGAUUUUUAUUACCCUAUAGAUAUUAGAGUUACUCAUCCUACUCCCGGAGGAUCUCCUUGCGGGAGUAAUAGAGGACUGUACGACAGAGUUGUCGAUAUUCCGAAUUUAAAACCGAAGCUAGCUCCUUUAGCUUCUAUUAGUAGUUGUAAUAGUUCAUUAGGAACUGAUAUUCCAGACUUCGAAGUACAAUCAUUUUCUAGCGAUUCUGUAUUUGAUGACGACGACGAAGAUACAGAACACGAAAUGAACGAAAUAAGCACAAACAGCGAUGCAAACAGUGAUAGUGACGUCAAUAGUGACGAUGGCGCCUGCUACCGAGGAAGGAGCAUAAGACUGACAGUUCCCGUGGAUAUUGAACCUAUACCUUCAUCAAAAUCGUCGUCUACUCUAGUAGGUCAUGAUAAAUCUUCUUCGGAACAUAGUUCGGUUGUCAAUUUAGAUGAAAAAACAUCUUGGGUCCAAGAAACUUUAUUUUAAAAAACAAGAGAUAUUUUUGGACACGCUCUCCUCCAUGUAGACAAUAUUCAAUAUUGAGUUACUGAAAAUAUUAAUCUUGGCGCGAUAACCAUUGAGGUACUCGACGAUAGUGAGUUUAUAAACUUUCUUCAGAUACAUAUAUAGUAACAUUUUAAUCCAACAAUGUCCAAGUACCUUUUAUACAAACCGCCAUUUACAUCUAAACGUAUUAAAAACAAUUAAAUCAAAACAAAUAUAUAUUUUAGAAACUGUUAGUUAUAUUUUCUAUUUAUGAUAUUUCUUUAUAUCAACUAGAAUUAUUUCCUUCCUUUGGUGUCUCAAUGGUUAUAAUUUAAUGUACGUGAAAGGUUAAAUGCGGAAUCAAAACACCAUAAUCAACUUAAUAAUUAUCGUUUAACUCGAUCGAAUAAAAUCUAACUAUUUUUGUCAGCCUCCCUGUAUAUACUUAAUAUUUGUUCUUAUUAAAACAUUAAUCUUAAAAAUAAAAUUAGCGAAUUGAAUUUUAACUUUAAAUUAAUUGAAAUUCGGAAAUAUUUACUCAUGUUAAAUGUAAACUUUUGAAACCUACUCAAAUCAAAAUUAAAAAAAAAAACUAAUAAACUGUGAUUAAACGUUAAAUAAUUUGUGAUAAGCUAAUAAUAAUUUGUGAUAAAUUCUUAUUUGAUCUAAAACAUCGAGUAUGUAAAAAAUAUAUGUAAAUCUAUAAAUCUAGAGAUGUUUGUAGUGAUUGAAUUGUUAUAAUAACACUCGCUACGAGGUUACAUGAGGAAACCCAAGAGCGAGAGUGUGAACAGUGCUCUUGCCUUAAUUCGCCUCGCCUCUCUGUUGCACCGCUCCAUGUUGUUUUUUCGGGCACGAAUCAAAGUACGUAAUGGAUGCGCCUCGCGAGAUUCUGUAUUGGGCAUUAUAAUCAAUUUAAUUUUUUACGGCUUCAAAUUAAAAGACGUGUUCAAUACUGCAUACGCUUCAGUGAUUUCAUCUUCACUGUUCCUCAAUUUUGUGUCAUUAGAUCAAAGGUUACUGUUACAUCACGAGAGAAAAAACUCAAUUAUUGAACUCAGAACCUUGGAUAAAAUUUUAGUCCCUACGUUAAGUUGCCGAAAAUAUGCAUUUUCUCGCUCGUUCGAGACACUUUAUCUAUACCGCGCAUGCUUGAGAAUGCGCAGAACCGAGCUGAGAUCUCGAAGGAUAGAGAAAUCGUUGCCAUUCUGUUAUACUUUGUCGGAACAGCUUUCACUUAUAGAAAGUGUCCAUAUAGAAAUACUCCAUAUAUGCUCGGAACCAGAAAAAAUCGUGGUUAAUACUCUGCGACUACACCAGCUCCAUUUGUGUUAUUUACUUAUGUUGUUCGUAUUCGACCAAUGAAAACUUGAUCGGUUUGAUAUGAAUCUUCAGCUUCAACUAUUAGUAUAGGUCCAAAAAAUGUUUUAUGAGCACCAUAUUUUAAUAUUUAAUAGGAAAUACACAUAUUUUCAUAUUCUUAAUCAACUUAGUUCACACUUAAAAUAAAAAAGAGCAGAUCGGUUACAAAUAUGAUUGUAAUCAAAAUCUAUUAAUAAAUAAAACGAUGAGAAUACAAUGUAUCUACAGAAACCACAAUCAGAAUGCAAAUAUUAAAUUUUAUAUCGAUAUCUUACCUACAUUCAAUGAAUAAAUCGAAAACUAGUUCCAGAACAUUGAGCUUCAUUGCUAGAGUUAUGCACGUAUCAAAAAUUUACUUUAGUAUCGAUAUGAUAGCUAAAACUUUCUCAAAACUAAUGAGUUACUAGCUUCAAAUAUCAUAAUUUUCAAGUGACAUCCAGAAAUUAUGAAGAGAGUCUCAAGAAAAAUAUUUGAUAAUACAGAUUGUCUCGUAAAUAAGUGCUAGUAUGAUGAACCGUUGAGGAAUAAUUAAAAUAGCUGAAUAUAGUAAUCAUAUACGUCAAAAACUUUCUUUUAACAUUGUAUCUAUCCACUUUCAUAAGCUGGUGUGAACAUAAUAUUGAACCACAAUAGUUGCAUUAGUCCAAAAUUGACAAUAUCAAGUUUCUUGAAUGUCAUUUUCUAAAAUUUGAAUGGUUACAAAACCACGCACUACGGUAGAGAGUUGAUUGGUCGAAUAUGAUCUAACGUUUACACUUUUCACUUUGGAUUAAUUAUUGCUUCGAUGACCGCCUCUAUCUUCGGUGUUACAGUGUCAACCCGUUUCAUCAUACAUAAAUUAACCUUAUCAAUCAAUAUAAAAUGUUUGUAGUAGUUUAAAUGGAGCUCUACGUUCGAUUCAAUAUAAUAUUUUUAUCCGUAGAUAUUUCAUAUAUCAUCAAACUACAAAUCAAAUGUCUCCACGUCUUUCUUUGAACACUAUCCACAAGUAUUGAAUCUUGAAUUACCUCAACUUUGGUAAUAAACACGAAGUUCAUACUCUUACGUCACAUUAAAUAUGACAUUGUAACAAAUUACUUGUUGAAAUUUGAACCCAUAAUUUAAAAAAAUCUACAGGUUUGUUCCAACCUACUAGUCUUGACCGUUCUUGGAACGGUUAUUGGAAGCGUUUAAAUGAUAUUUUCUGCGCAAUUUCCUGUUUUGCACUGUUCUUGUAACAGUAGUUGUAUGGAGUGUAGAGAAGGAGGACCGUCUCUGGGUUAAAAAAUGUGAGCUGAUUUUUGAUGGGUAAAUAGGUGGCGCUGAUUAUAGAGGGUAUUCGCUUGAAUUUUACGCGCUGAUUUAAAAAAAACUGUAUAGUAAUGCUUUAAAUAAUGCACCGUGAUAAUGAAAUUAGUAGUAUUAAAAUAAUGAAACGAUUAACAAAACAGAAUCUCGUUAAAUUAGCUUUAUUAUUUAGCUAUUUAUUUGGUUUAGAUAAUACAUAUAUUCUAAUAUGAAACAAAAGUAGAAUCAUGUAACAAUAAUGAAAUAGUAUAAAAAAAACAUUUUGGUUGAUUAAAAUAAAAUAUUGAAUUUUAUCCGUAACUAAUAUAAUAAUUAUAGUUUUGUUAAAAUAUCAUUGGUAAUUAGCUUAUGCAAGCAGGUACAGAAAUAUAUCAAGUUCUUAAUAAAAAAUAAAAAUCUAAUAAGAUAUUAAGGAUUGCACAGCUUUUCACAUGAAUAUAAUCAAACGUCAGUCACAACUUUGAUAAUUUCUUAUACAGUAAGUGUUUAACUUCAGAUCUCAAUCCCAUAGUACAAUCAGCGCCACGUAUUAUCCCUACAGAAUUCAGACCAUAUUUUAAACGUACCGUCCAUAAGAGACGUUCCUCCUUCUCUACACUCCAUAAGUAGUUGAUAUCAAUCAAGUAUCGAAAAGACCGUCCCGAAAACGGUUCACAAACGAGACCUAAAUCGGUUGGAACACAGAACAGAACUGACCGACUGGAACACGUAAUCUCUAUUGCGCAGAAUCGUCACCGUACUAAGGAGGGUUUUUUGAUGGGUUGGAACGAACCUAAUAAAAUGUGGUCUAUGCUUGUACCUUUUUUAGAUCAAUCGAUUAUAUUGUGAUGCUUUUUUUCGAGCGUGAAUAAUCUAUUUAAGCAGAUACUGUGAAUCUUAGUAGUAUCGGAAACUCAAGCAAUAAAAAGAAUACUACCUCUUCUAGUCAAUUUAAAUUGUUGUCUAUAUCAAAUAAUUCUAUCUACUAGUUACAAAUCUUACUCGUAAACUGUGAUGAUUUUAGUUAUUGUUAUUAGGAAUCACCAAUUAAGUCAAUUUAUUAUGUAGAGUAGCCCCUUUUUGAUGUGAAUACUUCCAAUUUAUUAUAAUUUAAUAUAAACAAUAAGAAGUAUUUUAUUAAUAUGCGUUCAUAAAUUGGAAACUAAGGUGAAAGAUAAUCCUCAGUGUUCUGUUUACCUAUUAGGGAUGCUAUAAAUUGGAUGCUGCUAAUCUCUGUCACGAAAUUUGAUGCUGUUGAUGGGUCAUUAGAUAAGAAGUGGAAGUUAAAAUAAAUCAAUACAUUACUCCAGGUUUAGCUAUUUAUUCACAAGUUCACAAUAUUUUCCUGUUGGUCACUAAUUAAAAAGAAAUCUACUCUAAUUAUUCAUCAUUUCCUCUAACAUAUUUCGAAUGUAGCACAUAUUAAUCUGUUCAAUGUGUUUCUUAUUUACUGAAUUUAUGAUUUUAGAUAACAUGUAUACUGCAUCCUUCAUAAAUAUAUUGCAAACCACAAUACACUUUUCUAUAUCUGGUCCUUAUGUUAAUCAGUUCUGUAGAGUCCAAUUUAAGGGUAGUUUUAAAGGGUAGCAGGUAUAGUUCUUUCAAUAUCAAUUGCAGAUUAUAAAAGCCCAUGCCGACAAUUUUGUUUGAUCUACCAUAGGCGUAGAUAACUCAUUUUAUGAAUUUAUUAUUUUUAUAAAUACUUUUCAGAAUAUGAUACUUAGACAGAUGCACUUAAUUGUAGUCUUUUAACUUCGAAAAAAAAAUAUUAUUUUACCUUGUUAACUUGCUACAACUGAAUUGUAAAUUAUAAAACAUAAAUAGACGAGUAAAAUGUACAUGCCUGUAAGGGGGUUUAAAAAGGGUACCAGACGUGAACUGAUCCCUUUUUGUACCUUUCGUCUAUUAGAACUUCGGUAGUCUUUUGUCUGACGCAAAUAUUCUUGUCGCCAUCGAACUAUCCUGAACGAUUCGGUUAUUACCCCGUUUUUUCAGUUUUUUGUGUUUAAAACCACAUGCUGAUAAAAGUUGUCUCAAUGUUUCUAAACUGGUAUAAUUGUAUUCUGGAUAAUUUGCUACCUUUUGCUGUAUUAUUUCUAAUGUCGCAGCCCUGUUCUCCUUAUAUAAACUAUAAAUUGUCCUACGUACAAAAUCUUGAGUAGCUCUGUCAACUGAUUUCAGUUUUUCUUUACAGCAAUUCCUUCCGUGACUACUCGAUAAAUGGAAAAUUUUUUACUCUAUAUAUAUAUAAUUAAUUCAGCAUUCUUAAUAUGACUUUGCAUUUUCAGAUUGCUCAAUAUUUUCCAUUGUUAAACAUUCGAAUAUAUUUAAAAUAACUUGCUGUGUUUGUGUAUCUAAAUCUUUAUUAUUAAAUUCAUACCUGUCUUUAUUCUCACUACACUGUGCAAUUUCACUGUCUUAAUUUGCCCAUGGUCAGAAGAACGCCAUAAUUCUAUUUAUUUAAGGAAAUGUAUGAAUUAAAUAAAUCUCACUAAGCCACUCCAUUUGAAUUGGUAAAUAGCGGAGAUGACGAGUCCACGUAGACUGACGGUUUGUUGGAUGUUUAUCGAAUUUUAUACGGAGAGUGAACAUUAUUUACAAUUUCUUAAUUUGGUAUAGGUAAUGGCAUAACUGUCUUCUGCUGUUGAUAUUGAAUGAGUUGUAGCUUCCAAUUUAUGACCGCGUAUACAAAUCAAGUCCGUUCAUACACACAAUGAACAAAUGUUAAGAAUAAAUUGAGAUAUGUGUAAUAAAUGAGACAAUGAACAAUAUUUCGUCAUUUCAUUAAAUGUAUAAACGGACUUCACACAAAUGGUAGAACAAAACGUCUUCUUCGCGUCAACAGUUAUAGUGGAAAAUAGUUCUAAGUAAACAGGAACAGUGUGACGUCAUAAAAUAAGUUGGUAACACUAUACUUCCCACAACUGGUAGAACAAAACGUCUUAUUUACGUCACCAGUGAUACUAGGAAAAAGAUCUGAGUAGAGUGGGAAGGUGUGACAUCAUGAAAUAAGUUGGUAACACUAGUUUGUUUCCAAAUAAAGUUAUUUAUGUGAUUUAUUGUCGAUUUUAAUUAUUAAACGUAAUAAAGUGACUGUGUCCUAUCGUAUUUUUAGAAAAUAGUUAUGAUCUAUGGGUAAACAUAUAAAUUAAGGAUAAUAUAAACGUAUAACGACUAAUAAGUAAUAGUGAAAAUAAACAAAUAAUAAAAA